This is a messenger RNA of Rana temporaria (common frog), 1437 nucleotides long. RefSeq names its product basic proline-rich protein-like. The transcript has a single exon. The annotation marks the transcript as partial. Lineage: Eukaryota; Metazoa; Chordata; Amphibia; Anura; Ranidae. The record is from RefSeq and is a predicted model, not a curated record.
UCACCUCCACCACCUUCAUCACCUCCACCACCUUCAUCACCUCCACCACUGCCAUCACCUCCACCACCUCUAUCACCUCCACUACCUUCAUCACCUCCAUCACUUCUAUCACCUCCAACACCUUUAUCACUUCCACCACCUUCAUCACUUCCACCACCUUCAUCACCUCCACCACCACCAUCACCUCCACCACCUCUAUCUCCUCCACCACCUUCAUCACCUCCAUCACUUCUAUCACCACCAACACCUUUAUCACUUCCACCACCUUCAUCACUUCCACCACUUUCAUCACCUCCAUCACCUGUAUCACCUCCACCACCUUCAUCACCUCCACCACCUUCAUCACCUCCACCACCGCCAUCACCUCCACCACCUCUAUCACCUCCACCACCUUCAUCACCUCCAUCACUUCUAUCACCUCCAACACCUUUAUCACUUCCACCACCUUCAUCACCUCCACCACCUCUAUCACCUCCACCACCUUCAUCACCUCCACCACCUUCAUCACCUCCACCACUGCCAUCACCUCCACCACCUCUAUCACCUCCACUACCUUCAUCACCUCCAUCACUUCUAUCACCUCCAACACCUUUAUCACUUCCACCACCUUCAUCACUUCCACCACCUUCAUCACCUCCACCACCACCAUCACCUCCACCACCUCUAUCUCCUCCACCACCUUCAUCACCUCCAUCACCUCUAUCUCCUCCACCACCUUCAUCACCUCCAUCACUUCUAUCACCACCAACACCUUUAUCACUUCCACCACCUUCAUCACCUCCACCACCUUCAUCACCUCCACCACCUUCAUCACCUCCACCACCGCCAUCACCUCCACCACCUCUAUCACCUCCACCACCUUCAUCACCUCCACCACUUUCAUCACCUCCAUCACCUCUAUCACCUCCACCACCUUCAUCACCUCCACCACCUUCAUCACCUCCACCACCGCCAUCACCUCCACCACGUUCAUCACCUCCACCACCUUCAUCACUUCCACCACUUUCAUCACCUCCAUCACCUCUAUCACCUCCACCACCUUCAUCACCUCCACCACUAUCACCUCCACCACCUUCAUUGCCUCCACCACCAGAAAGGAAGACAGGACUAGCUUUGGUGGGACAGCUGCCUCCAAAGAAGCCCCAGAUACCACUGUUAGUAAUGGUGGAAGAAGAACAGCAUCUUGUGGUAUUAGAAAAGCCCCAGCCGUCACUGUUGCUAAUAGUUAUAGAACAUCGUCUUAUGUCAAAAGUUUCAAUGAAACACCCAGAAAUGAUAUUGGGGCAAGAAGAGUCAAAGGAACUGCCCAACCAACCACUGGAUUCAUCACAAGCAAGGUUGUCAUUUGACUCAUCAUCAGAAUCCCUGGAAACAAUGCUGACACACCCACAGCUCAUAAUUCCAACUGUUCAUACCCAAGUGGAAGAGUCAUCAUAA